CGAACAGACCUAGAUCUCACCUCACCAUCUCCAACUCAUCUUCUCCGAUACUUCGUUCCAGUGUAUUAUAGCAAUGUCAUCAAUGUCAAGGAGGCCAUACACAUCUCGAAGGGUUGCUGAUGGUGGAGGCAUUGCGUUUGUGAAUCCUUUGCACCCCAAAUCACCCUCAUCACCGUUAUUAUCUGUUGGACUUUUGAUUGUGGGUGCGAUCCUGAUAAUUGGCUAUGUGUAUAGUGGUUCAGGUGGAAACAGCAACAAUGCAGAGGCUUUGAGUAAGCUUGAAGGUAGUGUUUCAUGCACGUUGGAAGUUCAGAGAGCAUUACCUAUUUUGAAGAAAGCAUAUGGUGAUAGUAUGCGUAAAGUACUACACAUAGGCCCUGAUACCUGUUCAGUUGUCUCUAAAUUAGUACAAGAAGGGGAUAUUGAAGCCUGGGGUGUGGAGCCAUAUGAUUUAGAUGAUGCUGAUGGCAGCUGCAAGAGUCUUGUGCGCAAAGGCAUUGUGCGCAUGGCUGAUAUUAAGUUUCCCCUUCCCUACCGGGCAAAGUCAUUUUCUCUUGUCAUAGUGUCCGAUGCGUUAGAUUACUUGUCCCCAAAGUACCUUAACAAGACUCUUCCAGAAUUAGCAAGGGUAUCUGCUGAUGGUUUUGUUGUAUUUUCUGGGUAUCCAGGUCAGCAUAGAGCCAAAGUAUCAGAGCUUUCCAAAUUUGGCCGCCCAGCCAAAUUGCGGAGCUUGUCUUGGUGGAUAAGGUUUUUUGUUCAGACCAGCUUAGAAGAGAAUGAAGCUGCAACUAAGAAGUUUUUGCAAGCUGCAUCCAAGAGUUCGUACAAGCCAAUCUGCCAAGUUUUCCACCUCAAAUCAUACCAUUAGAAACUGGGGAUCAUACAGGUUUCUUGGUGAAAAGUUGCCAACAAGCAUCUUCGACUCCCACAGGACUAAAUUAUAUUUGCAAAUGCAGUUCUUUUUGGCAUGUUGAAAACUCACUCUAUUUUUGUGAUAAUUGUAAAUAGAAAACUAAGAAUCAAUAUUUCAGCUCGUUUCAGUACUAUAUCACACAAGUUAUGUUUUGACUCAUUAGAGGAUAGUUAUAAUUAGUGCUCAUAAUUGAAGUGAGCU
Ilex paraguariensis (yerba mate) is the source of this 1114-nucleotide messenger RNA. The record is from the annotation of a GenBank genome assembly. Lineage: Eukaryota; Viridiplantae; Streptophyta; Magnoliopsida; Aquifoliales; Aquifoliaceae.